AUGCGCUCCGACAUCCUCCUCGUCCUCGCCGCCACCUUUGGCUCCACAAUCGGCCUCCGCCGCGGCUGCAAGCACACCGGCGAGUCCGAGGGCUGGUACUACACUACCAAAAACGACACGUUGGAUAUCCUCGCCGCCGACUUCUGUACGAAGACCGAGGUCAUCCAGUCGUGGAACAACAUCCAGACCAUCGAGCCCGGCAUGAACCUGAAGGUGCCGUGUCACUGGAACGCCGGUGAACAGCGCGACUGCCGCAAAAACACGGACGCAUACGGCGCGUACGUGGUUACCGGCAAUGACACGCUUAACGAGAUUGCCUAUGACUUCUGCACGACCGCGGUUGAUCUGAAGAAUUUGAACCCGAACCUGAUAAAGAACAUCGAUUUUAUCGACCUCGGCUGGGUCAUCGAGGUCCCUUGCAGCUUCAACUAA
Colletotrichum orchidophilum is the source of this 432-nucleotide messenger RNA. RefSeq lists its product as uncharacterized. Bases 1 to 432 code for a protein of 143 amino acids. The record is from RefSeq and is a predicted model, not a curated record. The transcript has a single exon. NCBI's taxonomy places the organism in Eukaryota, Fungi, Ascomycota, Sordariomycetes, Glomerellales, Glomerellaceae.